AUGGCUACCCGCCAUCCUUUCGCCGGGGAACAUGACCAGGUGUCAGAUUACGAGCCCCUCGCCAGAUCCAGCAUCGAAGGCGCUCACUCCAACCCCUGGCCGGAGACUCCCCUUUCCCAAAGGUCUAGAGAUGAUCCAGAAAAUUUGGAGGACCGAGCAUCCCCGUCCCAAGGCACAUCUUACUCUCCGCCCACAAACAUCCAGCAGGGCAACUUGUCCGCUCGGAGGAAUAUCAUCCCAGACACAUGGACGUCCGAGGGCAUCGCCAUCAUAUUCAGUGUGCUAUGCUUUAUCGCUAUAGUUGUGGUACUUCAAGUCUACGACCAGAAGACCCGACCCGCGCUCCACUACGGGAUCACACUCAACGCGAUAGUCUCGAUAUUGACAACAGCAUCCAAGUCCGCACUGCUGUUCGUGGUCGGGGAAUGCAUCGGACAACUGAAAUGGGUGUGGUUCUACAAAGGCGACGAAAGGCGAAAACUCGGCGAUAUGCAAUUAUUCGACAGCGCUAGUCGCGCACCGCGGAGCAUCGUUGGUGUCUUUGGGGGAAUCGUGCUGGUCUGCGCUUUGGCUAUCGACCCCUUCAUGCAACAGAUCCUGGUUUACCCGCUGAGACCGACAGUCAUUGCCACCGGUACUCAGCGCGCAGCAGCGAAGCAGGCAUUUAAUCUCAUCCCAGACGCGCUGGGAAUGAAUAUGCAAGAUGUUGCUUUUACCGGGGCCUGGUCCCAUGACUUUGAAGUGGCUCCAUCUUGUCCAUCUGGCAACUGCACAUGGCCCGAAUUUAAAUCUAUUGGCAUGUGCAGCCAAUGCGAAGACGUGACUAGCAAUGCCACUCUGAUAUGCGACUCACUGCAGCUCAAUGCUAGCACCACCGGGGAUUAUAAUGCGUCAUGUAAUAUUUACAAUGGCAAUGGACAGAGAGGAUUCUUUUCAGUUUCUGUCGAGCAGUAUGGCAACAUCAGCGAUUCCAUAUACGUGUCCUUUCCACAGGAUAUCUAUGUGGUUUCGCAUGCGCACAUUCUCUUGGCUCAAAAUGACACAGCAGGGCUGGCCCCACUGCGCAAUAUGUCGAAUGCGCUCAAGACCACGGUCAAACAGUGUGCGCUCGCGCUCUGUUCUCGGACCUAUCAGAUCACCGUGACCAAUGGCACCGCCUCGACCAACAUAUCUGCCCCUGACUAUGGCCAUGUGUGGAGGGGCCCAGGGAUAAGUCCGCAGUAUGCAAUGUGUUGGAAACCGGGCAAGGACGAACCAGUCCCGGUCCCAAACAUCACCGCGACGACCUGGGCAAAUCAAUCCGAGUUUGCAUUUUGCCAGGCAAGCUACUAUUCACUGAAUGGUUACUUUUCUGGUCAAGUCACCAAUUCUUUACCGAUGGAUAACGCGUCCGCGACGUGGUUCUCUUUCCAAGUCGGGUCGAGUCUUGGGUCUGGUAACCCGAAUGUACCAAAGAUUGUUCGCACGGGGCUGGAUGUUGUCAUGAGGAAUGUCGCAGCUUCGUUUACCAAGGCCGGGCUAGCUGGUAGUAAUGACACGGUGGCUGGGACUAUGAUGGGAACCGAGGUAUAUGUCAGCGCGAACUGGCUGUGGAUCAUCCUUCCCGCGGUACUCACAGUCAUGGGUGUGGUGUUUUUCAUAUUGACCAUGAUGAUCAACCGUGCCCAGAGGCUGGAUCUUUGGAAAAGCUCAAUCCUGGCUGUCCUGUUUCACGGUCUGGACGAUAUGGAGAAAAGGGAGGCUGAGAUACCGUGCGCAAGGGUUGGUCAGAUGGAGGAAGUAGCGGAGCAAAUGAUGGUGAAGCUGAUGCCCCUUGGUGAUGAACCCAGGCUGGCUUUGAAGUCCCAAGCAGAGCUGGGAGACUGA
Penicillium brevicompactum is the source of this 1866-nucleotide messenger RNA. Its product is annotated as DUF3176 domain-containing protein. Bases 1 to 1866 code for a protein of 621 amino acids. NCBI's taxonomy places the organism in Eukaryota, Fungi, Ascomycota, Eurotiomycetes, Eurotiales, Aspergillaceae. The transcript is spliced from 3 exons. The record is from RefSeq and is a predicted model, not a curated record.